Molecule: messenger RNA, 2385 nt
Organism: Phytophthora infestans T30-4
Lineage: Eukaryota; Oomycota; Peronosporomycetes; Peronosporales; Peronosporaceae
Exons: 1
Coding region: 1-2385 (794 amino acids)
Biological process (GO): rRNA processing
Cellular component (GO): nucleus
Source: RefSeq, a predicted model, not a curated record
AUGUCGUCGGACUCGCGCGCUGUAGAGACGGCGUUGGCGCGCAACUUGCUGUCGUCGGUGCUCGCUUUAGCUUUCCCCAGUGAAUUGGAGAACGAUCACGCUGCGCUGGAGUCUUUUUUGACCCAACAAGCAGCUCUGCGCGAGGCUUUGGAGCGCCACAAUGUGUUCGGACUGGUUACAGACGGGAAGGCGCUGACUAAAUGGCAAACCAGGCUGCUACAGCUCGUCGAGGGAUCUUCAGCCGCUCGACGUGUUGGGUGGGAACUUCUGCAGACGACGGUACGUCAGAGUCCGUUGGAACGACUCGAAGCACUGGCUGUGAAGCUGCUGGAACGCAUUGUGAAGGUCUUGAAGCAGCAGCAGUCGAGUAAGACUCAGGACGACGAUGCGGAGUACGCUACAGCUGCUGCCUGUGGCGUGGCUCAAGCCCUUUUGCUCCAUGUGGACAAGUUCAACCCAGACACGCGUCGGGAGGUGCUGGAGCUACUUGGAAAGCUGCUGCAACCACUAGUGGCACUGCUGCGGCAGACCAGCAACUCCCCGUUGGUCAUUGCCCAAUUGGAUCUCGUUGCAACGCUGCUUCGCUCCUCUCCUAACUCACUAAGGAGCUAUGCUAUUAAGAUCGAGUCGGCGUGUGUGGACUUGUUGUUCACUUGUGAAAGAGACAACACUGAGGCGGCUCAGAAGGCGACGGUGUGUCUAGCACUACUCUGCAACGCAUCAGAUAAGCCACAGCAAGUGUGGACUCAGAUGGCUCAGAAGGCCUUGGAGGCGGCACAUCAACAGCUCGACUUACUGGCAGGCACACGCUCCACCGCUCCAUCAACUGAGGGACUCACAGGCAAGAAGCUGUGGGUCCAGGGAGCUGCAAGCCAGCAACUGCCGAUCUACCAACGUGCCGAAGAGACGCUGACCAGAAUGAACCGUGCGUUAAGUGCUCUUCACGAACUGCUAAGUGCUCGCACGGCUACUCUAAGUCGUGGGCAGAUAUCGGAGUGUGAAGUGCAGCAGAUUCUACCGGAAAUUAUCGUGUUUGCUCGUCGUGCGAUGGGCGUGCGUGCUCAUGAAGUGGGCAAGCACACGGGAGUGUCAGAUGAUGGUGUGCGUCUCCCCGUUAGCGUCGUGUACGCCGUGUUACCGCGUGUGCACGCGCAGGCUCUGACAGCGCUAAGCGCGGUGGUGGAACGUGCCGGUAUCUGCGCUUUGCGUCAUGCUAGCAAGAUCACGCGCGUUCUAUUGCUUGCGUCUGAGAGUGUUGGUGACGGGGAAGAUCUUCAGGCAUUUGCGGAUACUACAGCGGUGUGCGCUCGUCGUCUGGGCGCCAGUACAGUCGAGAAACUUGGUGUACCGUUGCUGAACGAGUUGGUCACACGGUGUAAGCGUAGUCUGGAGGAAAAGAGCAAUACGAACACGUCAAACACUGUGGCUAAAGCACUGGCAGCUCAGCAGAACGACUCGAAGAAUAGUGGGAACAAGAGCAAGAAACGGAAGCGUCAAGCUGCUGCUGCCGCGACGCUCGCGGCUCUCAACGGAGGCAACGCGACUGCAUCUCAAUCGAGUUUUGUGUCAUUACGUGACGAGACUGUCGUUGCAGGGACGCUUGAAGCUGUGCUGACUGCUAUCGCUGGCUGCGUAGGCGUCUAUGGAUGUUUGUUGCCAGAGGAAUGUCGCUCUUCGGCCAGUGAGUUGGCGCUCAAGGCUGUUCAGCGUCGACAUGUCGUGGGAUCGAGCCACGUUCAAGCUGCUGUCGACCCGGUGGCGCUCGUUCUUGUGUCGGACGCGGUGACUGCGGACUUCUCGGGCUCGCACGCUGCUAACUUGCUUCAUGGACUGCAGUACUGGCAGCGUCGCGUCAUUGGUAGCGGUGGCGCUUCCUCAGCUCUCCAGCUGGUAGCUCUUAACGCAGGUGAAGCCAUGCUACAUCCACGUGCACCCCCGAUGGCUAUUAGCUUUCAACAGGGAGCUAAGAAGGAGCAAGAGAGACGUCGCUUUGGAACGUACGCGAAGACUUCGAAGGAGGAAACUGUUCUUGGUGACGCGAUGGACUGGGAUGAAAACGAGAAAGAUGAGAGUGAAGACGGAGAAGAGAAGAUUGAACAGGAGAAAGACAAGGAACCGACGAAGAUUGAGGCACCUACAGAAGAGAACGAUGAAGAGGAGGAGGAAGAAGAGGACUACGACGAUGCUCGGCCUCAGGCUGCUGCAACGUCGACGGAAAUCGAAGAAGAUGAAGCUGAAAAUGAGAACGAUGACGACGACGAAGACGAAGGGAACGAUGAACCAGUCGCGAAACGUGCCAAGGACAAUGACAAAGAGCCUGUCGCUACGGUCGAGGCUGACGAUGACGAUGACGACUUCCCGGACAUCGUUGUGGAUGAUGAAUAG